Molecule: messenger RNA, 2699 nt
Organism: Chanos chanos (milkfish)
Lineage: Eukaryota; Metazoa; Chordata; Actinopteri; Gonorynchiformes; Chanidae
Gene: cdc42ep1a
Product: CDC42 effector protein (Rho GTPase binding) 1a
Exons: 2
Coding region: 1535-2617 (360 amino acids)
Biological process (GO): regulation of cell shape; positive regulation of actin filament polymerization; Rho protein signal transduction
Cellular component (GO): cytoplasm; cytoskeleton; plasma membrane
Molecular function (GO): small GTPase binding
Source: RefSeq, a predicted model, not a curated record
UCAAUGGCGUAGCUUUGUAGGUUUGUCAUCCCCUGAUUUGCUAAGGAUUGCUGGUUUGUGAGAAUGAGUGAUGGGUGGCUCGCAUGUAUUUUUUCAUUAAUCAACACAGUCUUGAAUUACACAUUGAGCACAGCAAGUUGCAUCAAACAAAGCCACCUAGAAUAUCCCAGCUGAGAAAGGACCACCCUCCAUGUGAUGGAGACAGACAAACUGCCAAGCAGGAGAGUAGAGUCUACAGGUCUUAAAAGGAGUCUUAAAAUAAAUGGCUGGGCAUUGGACUACGGUCAAGUACAAAUUAGAAGGCUGCUUUAGAACUGACGUAAUCCUGUUGGAGCCCUGUAACAGUUUAUUAAUGAAGUUGAACUGACAUGUGUGGGAGGUUAUCCACAAUGGAAAGUCAUUAAGAAUGUCAGCUCGUAAAUGUCUUUUACUUUGUCAAAAUAUUUAAGAAAUGUGACAAAUUAGCCUUGUAGACUUCAGAAAAAGAAAUACAAGAACAGUAAUGCUGAGCAGCAUUAGCUGAUUUCCUAGUGUUUUUUGAUUCAGUGAGCCAAGUGACUUUUUAAGAAACACAUUACAACUAGUGUCUUGUGCACUUUUGGCUAUCAGAAACUGUUUUUUUUUUUUCCCCUUGUUAGUGACCAAGAUCCAGCAACUUUUUGAGAAAUUUCAAAACAGAUCAUUUAGCUCUUUUGAGGUCAAUGGGAAUGAAGUCACUGUGGUUUGAAUUUAGAUAAUUUAAGAGCAGUGGACUUUAGCCUUGGGGAUUUGGCACGGAAUUCGCAAUCAUAUGUGUGCUGCAAGACUAACCCAGUUUUCCCAAACAGUACGAUCAAUGAGAGAGAACCAGCUGCACCACACAAAGUCCAAGAUUGUUUUCGUAUUCCGGCGCUACCUAAUCAUACCGUAAAGAUCACGUCACGUUUAUCCGUAUAUGAAGGAAGGUCUGCAAAAGAUUUCUCGAGGUUUUUCUUUACUCUUAGCGGAGGACGUUUUGUUUUCACUAAAGAGAGUAUGAAAUUUCAGCCUGCAACCACAGAGAUAUCUGCGGCUAAAACAGAGGUUUAUUUCUGAACUCAUGUUUUAUAAACCAAACACCCUAAACAACAGUUGAGUCCAGCAUCCCUGACCACAUAUGCGCCAGAGGUUUCCAAGAACUGUGGACAUGCAUAUUUCCUGCUCUCAUUUAUCUUGACUCAAUAACGUUGGAUAUGGACAGAAACCAAUACCAAAAAUGGGACUAAACAUUGCUGCUCCUAGAAGAACCUUGUUGAGAAGUUCAAAACUCAGCUGCUGUUUUAUAAAGUUUUGUUAAGAAGAAUUUCCAAUAAUUUCAUUAAAUAUUCAGAAACAAUUCAUUUCCAGCAUAGAUUUUCUGUUUUCGCAGUUUUUUUUUUACCAGUAAGAGGAAGCAUCCAGACGCAGAUCCGGACGACUGGACUACAGUUUUCUUUUUUCUACUUUUACAAUUUUUUUUUUUUGUCGUUGUUUUGAUAAGGUUUGGUUAGUAACUGGUCUUCUGCCUUUUGCCAGCAUGAACUUGGGCAAACUCUCUGGACUAAAGGGGCUCGUGUCCCACUCCCAGGGGAGGAGGCGGUUCAAGGGAGACCUCACAGCAGAAAUGAUCAGUCCUCCGCUGGGUGACUUCCGCCACACUAUGCAUGUGGGUCGCGGAGGGGAUGUGUUUGGGGAUACUUCCUUCCUUAGCAAUCACGGUGGAGCUGGGAGUAACGGGGAUGGAGACACCGCCUCCACCCCUGACAAGAGCGAGGGCUUCUUUACCCGUACCCUGCGCCACGUGCGGAAGACCCCCGAUCGACCCCGUGGGGGCUCUAAAGACCUGUCCCCCCCACCUCCACCGAUCUCCCCGAUCAUAAAGAAUGCCAUCUCUCUCCCCCGCCUGAACACGGAUUCUCCCAACGGCUGCCCAGUGAAGGUUCUUUUCCCUAGUUCACCGAAACCACCAGAGGACUCCACCUACUCCUAUGGUGUGGAGUCUGGGUUUGUGACUCUGCCCCGGCUUUCCCGCUCGGAACGCCAGCCUCAGGAAAGCUCAGCUUACUCUUCGCAGAUCCACCGCGGUUCCCUCACUGACACGGGCGUCUUCUCUCUGACAUGCUCUGACUCGGUGACCCGCUCUGACUCGGCGAGCCGCUCCGACUCCAUGAACUCCUUCACCGUGGACCUGGGCCCAUCCUUAAUGAGUGAGGUAUUUGCCUUGAUAGACAGUCCCACUGACGACCAGGAGGAUAAGCGUCUCUUUGGGACGGAGCACGAACCCGAAUCUACAUUUGGGCUGCCAGGUCACACCACCGAGAUGGACUCUGGGACUACGUCUUUGGUAGACUCUCUUCUAAGGGAGGACUACAAUGGCAGGAAGGGCCUCUAUGGUGCGGGUUGGAGGAAUGCGGAGGUCGCUUGCGACGAAUCUCCUAAAAGGACUGCUACGGAUGUGCCAAAGAGGUCUGUCAUAGCCGAGGAGCAACGACUGGAGGAAGGCAAGUUCCAGAGGGCUGCGGAUGUACUGGCACGGCAUUAUGGGAGCAAAAGGCCAGACGCAGCCAGCUCAAAAGCACACUGUGUUUACCCCGACGAAGAGGAGGAGAUCAAAGUCUGAUGCCUCAAGCUCGGUGGUCUUAAGCUAAUCGGACAUAAUCUGUGUCCUCGGUCAUCGAUUUUUUUUUUCUUUUUUUUUUUUG